UUAGUUUAUUACAUCAUAUACCAAGCCUCUCAAAAACUCUCUCUCUCCCCUCCCCCUAACUCUCACAUUUUUCAUUUGCAUUCUUGUGAUCGAUGAAGGUGAAUGAGAGAGAGAUGAGUUCCUAAAGUGAAUAUAUUACAAUUAAUUAAAUUAAUUUCCCUCAAAAUCACCAUCGUCGAGCUGGAUUAUCAUAAUCUAAAAAAAUUAUGGAGAUGCAACGAAUGAAAGAAUUGUUAUCACUUUUAUUAGCAUUGAAAAGUAAUCGAGUUGCUCUUGUUGGUGGAAAUCACACCGCAGCUAGAUUUUGUUGUCGCUAAUAAAUUUAUCUCAAUUUCUAUCCACACCCCCCUCUCUUCUCUCUCACACCCUCUUACUAUCUUAUAAUAUAUUCAUAAUAACUCUUUUCAAUUUUUCUCAUUAUACUAUAUAUUAAUUCUUCUUCUGCCAUAUUAAUUUCUAGCUAUACAUUAUAUACAUCAAUUUACUUUUUUGUUUCUUUUGAUUUUCAAUCCCAACACCACCAUGGCGGUUGACCUAGCUACUUUUUCCUUUGGAACAAAAGGAACAUGGAAGAUUUUUUAUCGUUUGGUUCUUUUGGCAUUGUUUGUGGCUUCAUUCCCAUUGAUAAGUUCUUCCUUUGUAUCGAGAAACCCUAGUCUUGAUGAUUCAACCUCAAACAUGAAUAUUCUUCAACAACAACACAAUGGAUUUGAUUAUUCCAUCAACAUGGAUCAACUUUUAACCCUUCUCUUCAAUGAUCUAACCAAUGAAGGCCUCGUGAAGAAAACAAAUCAAUACAAAGCUAUUUUUCUUGGAGAUCAAGAAAAAGAAGGGUUUCAUCAAUUUCAGACUAUCAUGGAUCACUACAACAUGGAUUACAUUCCAUUAAACAACAUGGAGAAACAAAGAUCAAUUCUCGACAAUACAAUUGAUUUCAUCUUCACAUCCAACUUUCACGCUUCGUCACAAUUCAUCGAUAGAACCCUAAAAACAGAUGGCAUCGCAACGAUUGUGCUUCUAAACUCCGCAUUUCAAAAACCCUCAAACUACAAGGUAGCAUACAUGAGAAGGUUUGAGAAAGUAGUAAUGGCAAUGAAGAAAACAUCUGGUUCAUCUCAAACAAAUUUAAAACUCGGUGGGCAGAGAAAGCUAUGUAAUUAUGCAACUGAGGCAAAGAAAGCAGCACUUCAGAACCUCGAGGAUGUUCUCCUCGAGCCACCUCGUGCUGCGUCUGGGAAAUCUAGGGUGUAUUUGAAGCGUACAAAGUAUUUACCUGAUUUAAUGGGUGACACCCUGGAAAGCUAUCCCCGUCGUGUUUUCAUUGACGUAGGGUUGCCACAGAAAGAUGGAGGUAGUGGAACAGAUUGGUUUUCAAAGAAUUAUCCAACAAGGAACAAGAAUUUUGAGAUGUAUAAGAUAGAAACCGUGGUGGAGGGUUCGACGACCGCACAAAUAGAGAUGUCGGAUUGGUUGACAAAGAAUGUAAAGGAUGAAGAGUAUGUAGUGAUGAAAGCUGAGGCUGAAGUUGUUGAGGAAAUGAUGAGGAGUAAAGCUAUUAUGUUGGUUGAUGAACUUUUCUUGGAGUGCAAGCCACAUGGUUUAAAUUUGAAGCAAGGGACUAGAGGUAGAAGGGCUUAUUGGGAAUGUUUGGCUUUGUAUGGAAAAUUGAGAGAUGAAGGAGUAGCUGUUCAUCAGUGGUGGGGUUAAUUAUAAUUAUUUGAUUGAUUAAUUGCUUUUGGCGGAAGUAAUUAAUUCAUUAUUUGCAUGUGAUUCUCCACAAAGUGUACCAAAUCAUCACAACCUAUUAAAAAAAAGUUGAUGAGACCGUGCAUUUUUAUAGAUGAAAAUUGUUGUGCUCAUGCAAAAAUUAUUAUAUAUAUUCAACACUAUUGAGUGAAUGUGUUGAAUUGGUUUGUGUUUGACAGAGAGUGCUAUGGAUAUAUGGAGAGGAAAAAUAAACUUCCCUAUAAGGUUUGAGAGAAUUAGAGAGAUUGGGAGUGGAUUAAGGUGACCUUCAUUAGUGCAAAAAAAAAAAUGAUUAAGGAGUUUUUUCAAUUUCACUCUUUUAUUUUGGAGUGUCUUUGUGUAUUAUUUUUUUUCUACCGUCUAUUAUGGAAAGAAUGUAAAAAUAAUUACACACGUACAAGUGAGCUACUAACUUUGUAUCCAAUGGAAUUUAUACUAAGUAAUAUAAAUUAUUGAUGAAUAGUU
Molecule: messenger RNA, 2211 nt
Organism: Cicer arietinum (chickpea)
Lineage: Eukaryota; Viridiplantae; Streptophyta; Magnoliopsida; Fabales; Fabaceae
Source: RefSeq, a predicted model, not a curated record